Prorocentrum cordatum is the source of this 999-nucleotide messenger RNA. The record is from the annotation of a GenBank genome assembly. Lineage: Eukaryota; Dinophyceae; Prorocentrales; Prorocentraceae.
AUGGAGCCUAUGGAUGCGCAGGGAAGGGGCGCGGAAAGCGUCGGCAGAGAGACCUUGGGGCCCCUGGGCCCCGCCGCCAGCAUCGUCGCCACCACCCUCAGCACCACCGCCGUCGAGGCCGUCGCCGACGUCGCCCUCGUCGCGCCAAGGGGGUCUCGUUUCGAUGGGGCUCAGGCGGUGGAAUUCGUGUGCUCCGAAUCCGAGGAGCAGCAGCAGCAGCAGAAGCAGGAACAGGCCCAGGCGCAGGAGCAAGGGCAGGAGCAGGAGCAGGACCUCCUGUCCCCCGGCCGCUCACCGACGACCACGGUGGCCCGCGUCGCCUCGGGCCUCGUGACUGGCGACGCGGUGGAGGCGCGCUCCGACGAGACGGGGCCGACGCAGGAGCUCGUGGUCGAAAAGGAGGCGAACGACGGCGCCAUCUGGCCAGGGGACGUGGUGUUCUUGAUGGCUCACACGGGGAAGUGCAUAGACGUCCAGGGCGACGUGGUGAGCGCCCGCUGGCCGAUGCACGGACCCUGGCAGGCCUUCACCAUCGAGAAAGCCGCCGUUCCCGAAGAGCCCCUCAACGGCGCCAGGAAGGACUCCGAGGCGGCCAGCGAGAGCGCCGAGGCCGAGGCCGUGCUGCUCGCCGACGGCCAGGGGUCCGCCCACGGCGGGGGGGGCGCAGAGCUGACCAGGGAGCAGAGGGCGAGCAUCCUGGGCGUCCUCAAGGUGGGGGCGAUGAUGAAGAGGUUCCAGGCGCGCGGCACGGCCGCCGCCGCGCGGCCGGCCCCCCUGCGCGCGGACGCCGCCACCAGCAGGUUGGUCGCCUACGCGGGUGUCCUUUCCGCCGGGACGCUGGCCCUGUUUUUGCUUGCCAGGCGACGCGUCGUGCAGUCCGCGCUGGGCUUCUUCCCAGGAGCGGCGGGCUACGAGGAGGCGCCGGCGGGCGAGGAGGGGAGCGCGAGGCUGCGGAGCUGCGCGACCCCCACAACAGCGGACGUCGAGGAGGGCCAGUGA